CAAUAUGGCGGCCAAUUUGAAACUUCUGUGAGGAGUCCCUUCCAGUGGUCCCUUCUUCUUUAGCCGCUUGUGACAUCUUAUAAACGAUUUUCCGAAGUUGUCAUGAGUUUUCGAAGAUGUUUAACCUACUCAUUAUUCUCGAACGAAGGUUUUAAAUUUAAUUUUUCCCCAAAUGUGUUCAGGAAAAAUAAUCGCAUUUAUCUUCGUAAAUUUGCUGCACAAUACGAGCCAAAAGAACCACCAAAGACGAAGAAAGCAGCGACAUUUUACGAACGUUUAGGAGUGUUACCCACUGCGACUCAAAGCGAAAUCAAGAAUGCCUACUAUGAUCUUGCAUUAAAAUAUCACCCUGAUACAAGUGAUGGUGCACAGGCUGAAGCGAUUUUUAGAGAUGUUACUGAAGCAUAUGGAGUGCUUGGAAAUGUAGAGACAAGAAAGUUUUAUGACCAAGAAAUUGGUUCAUACUUUAUGCUACGAGGGUCUUCUAAGAAAGAGACCAUACGUCCAGUUUGGAGAUUAAUUGACGAGCGGAUUGUGAACAUUGAUGCAAGAAAAAUCAAACAGGGGAAGUCCUUUAUCUGUCAUGUUGCAUCAUUAGCCAGUAUUUUGGGUGUGCCAGUUCGAGUGACAAAUGUCUGUAGAAAUUCGCUAAUCCGUGGAAUCCCAGCCAAUGAAAUGCGAGCUUUGAUGUUACUCAGACAGAUAUGUAAUGGCACAUUAUCGGGUUCCACUGGAUCAACAACUCUUACUUUCUUACCUUCCGACCUCCAGUCUGGACGCUACUACAUUGAUGCCUACCAGUUUGGAAAUGUUAGUGAUCUUAUUCCUUAUGCAAUACCUUCCUUGAUGUUUGUACCAGACCCCCAUAUUGGGCGCAGCAAUGUCCUGUUUCUAAGUGGACCAACAUAUACUUAUGAUGGCUUGCAUAUUGAUCAUAUAACAAAGGUAUAUCAGCCAAUUAUGAAUCAGUUUGGAAUAUCAUUUAAUAUUGAAGUAAAGAAAAGAGGAUAUUUGCCCUAUGGAAGAGGCAGUGUUGUGGUCAGAUCAAAUCCUGUUGAGUAUAUUAAUAGCAUAAAAAUGACUGAUCCCGGUGUUGUGACAAGGAUCACAGGUCGAGCAUUUGUUGCUGGUGACAAACCUAUCAAGAUAGCCCAGAUAAUGGCAAAAAAAGCUCAGGUGUCCCUGAAGCAAAUAUUCACUGACAUUCCGAUCAUGAUAGACUCUGUCCGCGAAUCCAAUAGCAGAUCGGAGGGAAUGGGUCAAGGGAUUUUAAUCGUAGCCGAAACUUCAACGUCAUGUGUUUUUUCUGGUUCAGGAUUGUGGAAAAAAGGCGUCGGAACAGAAAGUGUUGUGGAGAUCGCAAUGAAAGAACUUAUGGAUAACAUAAAUUCAGGAGGUUGUGUGGACAGUUGGAUGCAAGAUCAGGUCAUUGUUCCAAUGGCUCUGGCGAAAGGAAAUUCUGUGGUCAAGACAGGACCUUUAACGUCAAAGACUAAGGCUGCACUGAGAGCUCUUAGGGAAAUAACCAAGGUUCGUUUUAAAAUAAUCAAAGAGAAAUCAACACCGGAGAUAAAUCUCAUUAAAUGUAAAGGGAUUGGUUACACAAACCUGUAUAUUUAAACAACGCGUCUACCUGCAAAGGUAAACCUGGACACAGGCAUAGGCAUAGCGACAUGAAACGUGCAUAAUAGUCAUCUUUGUUCUCGUUCAUGCAAUUUUGAGCGUCAUAUAAAUAUAAAGAAGCUGUAGAACGAGACAAACUCCGAAUAAAAUCCCAAGGUCGAGUUCUUCAAACACAAAAGACACAAAUUUCUGGUGAUAUUUCAACUUCAUGCAAAAUUUAUCAUUAUCAUGUACAUGUGAGGGAAACUGACAUAAACGGUGGCACUUUAAUACUUUGUAAUCGACUACUGUAUAAUUGUUUUUAACAAGCAUCCAAUGAAAAUUCAUAAUAUUUACAGUGUAUAUUUCAACUUUCUUGUGAUUAUUAUCACAACUAUAGGACCUUUUGCAUUUGGAUAUUUCGAAACUAAAUAAAACUUCGCUCACGCCAUUCGGUGCAUGUCAAAUAUUUAAUAUCAACUUCAUAUAACAACUAGUAAUUUAUUGUAAAUAAUUAUAGA
Molecule: messenger RNA, 2123 nt
Organism: Dendronephthya gigantea
Lineage: Eukaryota; Metazoa; Cnidaria; Anthozoa; Malacalcyonacea; Nephtheidae
Product: RNA 3'-terminal phosphate cyclase-like
Exons: 11
Coding region: 103-1620 (505 amino acids)
Biological process (GO): RNA processing
Cellular component (GO): nucleus
Molecular function (GO): RNA-3'-phosphate cyclase activity
Source: RefSeq, a predicted model, not a curated record